UCCUAAGCGCUGCUCUGCCAGCAAGAGGAAGAGCUAGUGUGCCGUGUCGUUGAUCCAAAUGUGCGUCGAAGCAUCGGCGGUGGACCGUCAUCCUCGAAAAUGAACAAAGGCUGUUGGAAACUCGACCAGGACGACAAUGCUCUGUACAUCGAUCUGGAGGAAGACGACGAGGACGACAAGGUAGGAAAGUCAUACAGUGAUUGGGAUCAGUUGCCCGACAUACUCCUCGAGGAGAUAUUUUCCUACCUGACAAUCAGAGAACGGUACUAUGCCUCGCUGGUGUGUCGCAACUGGUACCGAGCUUUCAAGCUCCCGUACGUUUGGUCGACAUUCGUCUUGGAGGACACGACCCUCACGAGAGGAAAGUUCAAUUACUACAGCGGCUGGCAGUACGUUUUGGAUCACAUGAGGACGUCCACGUGUCUCAACAAAAUUGGGAAGAACAUCAAGUGCCUCGUCUUCGAGCCGAUGAUGAACUUUUACAACCUGUACGAGUUCAUGAACAUGAUUUCUUGGUACGUCGAGAAGCAGGGCUCCGACAACACAACGGUCGCCGGUGUCGGGACGAACAUUCGCAGGCUGAAGUUUACGUUUCCCUGCAACAUGGCCAACAGAAACAAUCCCGAGGCCGUUAGGCUCUUUGGAACUGGGGGCAAGUUGCUCGAGGCCCUCAAGAGACUCAUGAGGAAUCUCGAGAAUUUGAAGUGCUUGGAGCUGAUAGACUUGCUGCUCGACAGCACCGAGGCAUCGCAUUUAAUGGACGACAUUUGCUCCAACUGCACGCAAACUCUGUCGAAAUUGGUCUUGAUUAAUGCAACAAAGACGCACUGUCCCAUCUUACACGUGGGGGUCUUUUUGAAUUUAAAAACUCUUGUGAUAAGUCCUCACAAUCUUCACGAGGACGUGAUAGAACUUUUGGGUUACACGAAGCUGGAACACCUUCACGUUUUUCAAAAUCGUUACAGUCCCAAAGAUGCCACUCAUUUGUUGAAAAACGCCACAUGGAAAAAAAUGAGGAUAAACAAUCCAAAUUUAAAGGUACACUUUGAAAUUGAGAGUAACAAAUCGUCUGACAUUGUGCUUCCAUUUAUUGUGAGCGAAUACAAUGAAAUUCCUUGUCACAGUAUAGUAAUAGACAACCCAAGUACCAAGCUACCUGCGUCAAUUAUUUUAAGUCAUGCAGUGCAUUUUGGUAAAUGGCUGAAAGUUUAUGCCUUGAAAGGAUUAACCAGAUAUUACCAAGAUAAAAUUUUUUCCAAACGAAUAGAUGAAACGAUUGUUAAGCUCUGCAAAUUAUGCCCGAAUCUUCAUACAUUGAUGAUUCGCGACAAAAUUUCGACAGCUACGCUGUUAGAAAUAGUAUCGACCGCAAAAUCGUUGCGAUGUUUAUACGUACGACGAAACGUUGUUUUGAAAAAAUGCGACGCCGAUUGGCUGAACAUCAGCGACUGGUCCGCCAGUCACUGCAAAUGGAUUAAAGAUAUCAGUAAUGACUACGCCAAAACUGAAGAAGAAGUUUCAAGAGUAUUGGGAUAUCGAUGGCACAUGUUGUCAGAAAAAGAGUUUGACAAACAAACGAUCACUUUACAUUUAGACGAAUAAUUUUAGAGUAGAACGUUAUCAAGUUUUUAUGUUUUGCAGCUGUCUACUCAGUUAACUUUCAGUACUGGGCAUCAUUACUUCAGCUUCAUUUUAGCAGUAUUGUUUAUAAAUCUAAAAAUAUUUAUACUCGAGCAGUAUUUCUGAAUACUCACAUCGAUUUUUUUUGUAUGUAUGUAAAAAUUCGUUAUUUACGUGUUUUCUUUUGUAAAUAUACAUAUCAUAAGAAUAAUUGUUAGAUAAAUGACAUAUAUUUGC
Molecule: messenger RNA, 1857 nt
Organism: Copidosoma floridanum
Lineage: Eukaryota; Metazoa; Arthropoda; Insecta; Hymenoptera; Encyrtidae
Molecular function (GO): protein binding
Source: RefSeq, a predicted model, not a curated record